Messenger RNA from Echinostoma caproni, 837 nucleotides. Lineage: Eukaryota; Metazoa; Platyhelminthes; Trematoda; Plagiorchiida; Echinostomatidae. The record is from the annotation of a GenBank genome assembly.
AUGAGUGCGCAUACAUCUUCGGACAGUUCUUCCAACUUUGAGUGGGACGAGUACUUGGUUAAGACCAAUGGUAAACCAGCGGACCCAAAAUGUUUCAAACAAUCCCUCGUCCCGCCAGAAAAUCGUUUCGAAGUGAAUACCCUAUUAGAGGCGGAGGAUCAGCGAAGCGCGGCUUUGGACGUACAAACCGCACCCAGUUUCUCCAUCGACCCGAAUAAGACUCGUACCAGUUCGGGGUUGGCUGGCUCCACAUCCGGUUCUGGUGCCCCUUCAGGUGCCGCUAAUGCUGGACUGGGCUCUGGCGCCGGUAGGCGUACCAGUUUGAUGAGCAGUCACCAUCCGCUCGGUACACUCAGACGAUUUCGUGCAGCCGCGUUUAGCUUGGCCCGCGUGAUCGAAGUCUGGGGUGCAAGGUUGCGUAUUCGCCUCGUUGGUACUGAUGAUCGAAAUGACUGUUGGUUCCUCGUUGAUUCCGACCAGAUUCGACCUUAUCCAUCCGGGAAUCCCUUACAACCGCCUUUUGGAUAUAUUCAUAAUCAUCUCGUUUGGAAUCGGACAUUAAAAAGAGCCACUGAAGGAGCAAAAUUUGCUGAUUCUUCUUGGUUCAUCGAGGUAUACAUGGAGAAAGCCUUCCCUGCAGUCAUAAUUCGCAAACAUUUACUGGAAUACUUUUUGUCUUUGAUCGAAGAUGAGCAACAUAGCAUGAAAUCUGAAGUGUACAUUCUCAUGGGCAUGCAUCCGGUCAAGAAAGCUUGGGUGUUUGUGCAUCCGCACCUACUGAUCCACGCUAUCAUAAAAGCUGAGUUCAAACACACAUUGAAUCAGCCGUUGAUGUAG